CUAGUGGACGACCUGCCGCUGGACAUCUUCUUGCGGUGUGACAAUCAGCCUAGCACCCGCGUGCUUUCCAGAAUGCUCGAGCCACACCUGCUGUGGUCCACGUGUACUGAGCUGGACGGCGAUAACUGUGUUUAUCCGUCCCAGGCUCUUUUUCUUGAGAUCGACGUCACCAAUCUCACAGUGUGGGACCCCAUCAUUCGGCAAGGAAAAGCGUGGCAAGAGGAAGAGGAAGACGAAGAAGAAGAAGAAGAAGAAGAAGAAGAAGAAGAAGAAGAAGAAGAAGAAGAAGAAGAAGAAGAAGAAGAGGAAGAAUAAUCGAGCGAAGAUCGUGA
Molecule: messenger RNA, 332 nt
Organism: Chara braunii
Lineage: Eukaryota; Viridiplantae; Streptophyta; Charophyceae; Charales; Characeae
Source: the annotation of a GenBank genome assembly